Oikopleura dioica is the source of this 351-nucleotide messenger RNA. The record is from the annotation of a GenBank genome assembly. NCBI's taxonomy places the organism in Eukaryota, Metazoa, Chordata, Appendicularia, Copelata, Oikopleuridae.
AUGAUCGAAGAAAGUUUCGAGGAUGCUCAAAACCCAACUGAAAUAACAACUACAACAAGAUCAGCUUCCAAUCCAGAAGACGAUUCUCUUUCCAUCAUUGAAAUCAUCCUCCUUGCGAUAUUCAGCUUUGUCGCUUUUACGGCAGUUGUCUUGCCUCCCCUGACUUGCUUUUCAAAGAAGAAUUUAGCUCAGUUUGCAACUUUUUAUUUUACUGUUUUGAUUGCCGUCGCUCUGACUGGGACACAACUUGGAUUCUAUGUUACUGAUAAAUUCGAUGAUAACACAUUUUACGGAUCUUUUGGUCUCACGAUUUUCUUUGCAAUCUCAUCCUCUAUCGCAGUCAUGAAAUAA